AUGAAGAAGCUGCAAAGCGGCGGCGCCACAUCCUUCAACAACGUCUUUACCGAGAACCCCUGGUGGCGCGACCUAGUCGACGACUAUCGCAAUCUCUCCUCCUCCGAGUUGCCAUCAGGAAUGGCAUCAGGAUCUGAAUUCGGCUCUGUGUGCAUCAACCCCGCCCUCUACCUCCCAUGGCUCGUAGGCCAAUGCCGCGCAAACGGAGUGGAAUUCUAUCGGAAAACUGUAUCCCAUAUAUCUGAUCUGCGGUCUCCUUGGAUCGGAAACUUCAAGCCAGACAUCAUCGUCAACGCGACUGGGCUCUCAGCCGGGAAACUAGGAGGUGUAGAGGACAAGACUUGCUACCCGAUUCGGGGCCAGGUCGUGGUAGUGAGAAACUUAGCACCAGCUAUGGUGUUCGUGUCCGGCACGGACGACAGCGAAGACGAGGCUUGCUAUAUGAUGACGCGAGCAGUUGGCGGCGGAACAGUUCUAGGCGGUACCAUGCAAAGCGGGAACUGGGAGAGUCAGCCCGAUCCCAAUAUCACUAGUCGGAUUAUGAAGAGGGCGGUUACUUUGUUGCCUGAGCUGACGGAUGGGAAAGGGCCAGAGCACCUUGAUGUUAUCCGGCAUGGUGUUGGACUGAGGCCGGGGAGAGAGGCUGGCGUUAGGCUUGAGAAGGAGAGAAUUGACGGGGUUUGGGUUGUGCAUAACUAUGGGCAUGCGGGGUGGGGGUAUCAGGGAUCGUUUGGGUGUGCGGAGGAGGUUGUGAGUCUUGUUGGUGAGAUUGGGCUGCAGGCUAAGCUAUGA
Messenger RNA from Alternaria infectoria, 792 nucleotides. RefSeq lists its product as uncharacterized. Bases 1 to 792 code for a protein of 263 amino acids. The transcript has a single exon. Gene Ontology annotation, molecular function: D-amino-acid oxidase activity; FAD binding. The record is from RefSeq and is a predicted model, not a curated record. Lineage: Eukaryota; Fungi; Ascomycota; Dothideomycetes; Pleosporales; Pleosporaceae.